This is a messenger RNA of Erythranthe guttata (spotted monkey flower), 2225 nucleotides long. RefSeq names its product forkhead-associated (FHA) domain-containing protein. The record is from RefSeq and is a predicted model, not a curated record. Lineage: Eukaryota; Viridiplantae; Streptophyta; Magnoliopsida; Lamiales; Phrymaceae. Gene Ontology annotation, cellular component: nuclear membrane. Gene Ontology annotation, molecular function: protein binding.
UCUCUCUCUCUCUCUCUCUCUCUCUCUCUCUCUAUACUGCAAUGGCUGAAAAUCAAGAGCAGUCGAACCGAAAGGAGAAGGAAAUUCCUGUUUUCACAGUUUUGAAAAACAAUUGCAUCCUGAAAAACAUCUUUCUCCUAGAUAACCCUCCUUCGCUAAACCCUUCUUUAAUUUCCGCGGCGGAAAACGCCGAUCAAGGAUCCGAAACGGAAGAGAUAUUGGUGGUGGGGAGGCAUCCAGAUUGCAGCAUAAAGUUGGAGCACCCAAGUAUCAGCAGAUUUCACCUGCGCAUUCAUUCCAAACCCUCUUCUCGCUCUAUUUUCGUCACUGAUUUAUCCUCCGCGCACGGAACUUGGAUAUCUGGAAACAGAAUCGAACCAGAGGUGAAGACGCAACUAAACGAGGGUGAUACGUUGACUCUUGGGGCAUCGAGCAGGCUAUACAGACUUAACUGGGUCCCACUCAGCCGUGCUUAUGAUAUCGACAAUCCAUUUGUGCCUCAAUUGGACGGUGGAGAUACAAUCGAUGAAGAAACAGAAGAGGCGAUGAUGGAUCAGGAAAAGAAUUGCUCGUCUUAUAAAAAUGAUCAAGUGCAAACUCUGAGUGAUGAUACGGAAGUCAUAGAUAAGCUAUUGUCUGAAGAGGAUCUAUGUUCGUCAAUGCAAGAAAUUAGCUCAACGGUGCCAUUAUUGCCUGAAGAAAUUGAUCUCUCUGAUAAUCAGAUCUGUCGAUUUGAGAAAGAGGUUGUAACUCAGCUAGAAACAAUGGAGAUUUCGGAAAUGAAUUCAGAGAUGAAAUCAGGUCUGAAUAUUUGGUCAAGGAGGGGUAAAUCUGAAAGCGUGGGAAUUGAAACCGGUCGAAACAGGGGAAAUGGUGAAGCGAUUACUAUGGACUUGCAGGUUGAAUCACUCGUCGAUGAAAAUUACAAUUGUGAAUCAAUUAUCGAGGAUCAUUACAUUAGUUUUGAAAACAAUGAAGAAAUCUUCACGCCAGUCAAGGAGAACGAAUCAAUCUCGAAAGCUUCUAUUUGUCGGCUGGAUAUGUCGGAUGAAGAAGAACUAUACACACCAGACAAGGAGAAUAUGACUCCGAAGAGUCAUCUGCUUAAGUCCGUGAAAGUCGGGAAAUUAAAAGAAAUCUUCACACCAGACAAAGAUGAAGAAGAAAUAUUCACUUCAGACAAAGAGAAUAUGACUCCGAAGAGUCAUCUGCUUAGGUCCAAGAAAGUUGGCAAAUCAGAAGUUAAACAACCGAAGUUGUACAGAUCAUCGCCAUUAAAAACAAUUGAUUGUGGCGAGAAUCAGCACAGAGAAGUUCUUCAGACACGUCACUCAACAAGCUCUGCAUCGAAAAGUCGUCGAAGCUUGAAGAAACAGCCAGCUGUAUUAAAGGAAAGAGCAGAUAGGGACCCUUUUCGACCUCUGCCUAUGAACUCCAUUAGCAACCACAAGGCUAAACCGAAACCUUCGGUUCAUGAGGAAACGAUGAAAGAUAUCAAAACUAUCAACUAUCCUGAGUUUGAAGAAAUUAAUCCUUCACAUCAUAACACUAUGAAGGUGGACAAGAAAAAGUGGAUGAUUGUAGCAGACACUAGUUGCUUGAUGAACAAGAAAUCGCGGAGGGAGUUGCAGCUUCUGCGAGGUCUUCCAGGGACUACUUUAGUUAUCCCUCGAAUUGUUGUAAGAGAACUGGAUUGCUUGUUAAGACGUGGAAGUUUCUUUACAAGAACAACCGAGGUUUCUGCUGCACUGCAGUGGAUCGAAGACACCAUGUCGGUUUCGAAAGGAUGGAUUCAUGUACAGAGCUCAGCUGAAGAAUGCAGCCUUAUUCCACCGACCCCACCUGCUCAUCGGUUCUGUGAGGGCAAUAACGGUAUUUUCUCUCCUUAUAGUUUGCAAGAAAUCGUCACUCCAACUGCAGCAGACCAUACACUCGAAUCUGCUCUCUUCUUUAAAAGAACAAGGAACGAUGGACAACUUGUCAUUCUCAGCGAUGACGUCACUUUGAAGAUCAAAGCCAUGGCUGAAGGUGUAAUUUGUGAGACAGCAGAGGAGUUUCGAGGGAGUCUUGUGAGCCCUUUUUCGGAGAGGUUUUUGUAUGCCGAGAGUUCUCCAGUGGGGCCUACUUGGUCUAGUGUGGAUGAUGCUGUGCUUAAGGAGAGAUAUUAUCCGAGCUCUUUAAAGAGGCAGUCGAAAUCUGGAGAAGUUUCCGCGAAGGGAUUGAAG